CUAUAACCAUCCUUUCUCAAUCCAUCACCCACUAGUUGUAGAGCUGCAAUCUUUCCGAAGUGACUACAAUGGACGCCACUGUCCUCGCUUGUGGUUGGACAGCCUUGAGGGCGGCCGAGGUCUGUGCCAACGCUUUGUCUCACACGCUCCAAACAGGAGAGAUUGACGUCAAGUGACUUGUUGCGAAAUGUCCUUCGACUCCCUUGACCGCCCAUGGUGUGGGCAAACAUUAUCACAGCUUGUACCAGCUCGUGGCGCACAGGCAUCGCAAAACUUUGGUCUCGCUUGGCUGUAUCGCUCGGAAGCAGCCGAAACUGGGCCGUCACCUAUUAGGGUGUUUCAGCCCCUUGGGUUCGGGGUACUUCUGACCUUCCAGUGAAACCAAAGGCCAUACAACCUCUGCCUCAUAUUGACAUUGUUCAAACGGCCAUCUCACUCGACUACGCUUUGAUACACAUGGAGCCAGCACAUAUUCCUGCUGAAUCUGCACGUGGAGCCACCCAGCACCCCUUGCUGAGGUUCAUUGACGCUGCUUGCAUGGUUACUGUCCACUCCUGUUUCUGACCAUCAGCGCCAACAUCAUACCCAGACCCAAGGCGGGAAUAUAUCGGUCCAUGCCAGACAUUUUCGCCUUCAGACUACUACAAGUAUCUGAGAUUGGUUUUUUCGGGGUGUCGACAUCCGGCCGGGCUGCGCUUGGGGUCAUGGACAAAAUCUUGAUAUAAGAAAGCAAGAGAUCUCUCUUUCAAAAGCCCAAGGCCGGUCUAUUCUACCAUACACGAUCGUCUCUCCGCCUUCUGAUUCUACUGCCCGCCGCUGGUCGGUCCGCUCUUUUCUUGACGUUCACGAGCUAGUCUCUCUCUUUCCUUGACUCGUUCUCGCAUUCCACUCUUUCACGACCAGUGAAGCAGGUUCUAAGUAUCAGCAUGCAAUUCAAGACGACAACCACAGUUGCGCUAGUCGCUGUAAUCGCUGUGGUCCAGGCCCGGUUUGGACAGGAACAGGUCCCUAUACCGGCCAUCGCAGCUGUUCAGGGCGGAGAUCCCGGCGUGGCUCAAACCAUUGCUGGCGCCGCCAUCAGCGACCUCCUUGCGGGAUCCAACGCAUGUGACAAAUUAAAGCGCGGCGAUCAAAUCAUUUCCGAACUCGGAAAUGGGGCGGAUGCCGUCGCUGCUGCGAUUGGCAUUGUGGCGGCCGAGAAAAACUUCAACCCUUUCACCCAGUCGGUUCCUACAAUCUGCGACGACCCAACUCUGCCAGCCACAGAUGUUCUGCGUGGCAUCACCCCUCUCAUUGACCCGGAUGUCGUUGGGGCGGACGUCGCCAAUGCCUUGUCUGCCCAGACAGUCAAGACGCCCCUGGAUGCCACGGGUAAGAGCGUAGCGGACCUGCUGGCCGAAAAUGGCUUCACCAACUUCACCACCCAAGAUCCUUCCGGCAACACGGGCAAUGAGCCGGCGGCCAACAACGCUGCUACUGGUAGUGGUGGCAAUGGCAAGGCCAGUGGGUCUACUUCCGCCGCGAGCUCGAAUACAGCUGCGGCUAGCAGUGUCGCUGCCAACAGCUCCACUGGUAGUUCCGGCACCAACGCCAAUGGAUGUGCUGCUGCUGCAGACUCGUCCAGCGCCUCGUCCUCUACUUCUUCCACGGCUGCUGCCACAAGUUCUACCGACACAACGACCUCCCCAAACGGAAACGGCGCAUCUACCGACACCAACAAUUCAACAGGUUCAAGCUCAAGCUCAAGCUCAAGCUCAGUGGCAGGAGCCGACUUCGGCAAAUGCGUGCCAACCAUGAAAUUCGAAGGCGGUCUCGGCGGCCGCCCAGCCACCGAGUUUACUUUCCUCCCCAUCGACCCGUUAUGUGCACAGGGCCAGCAGGAGGCAUUGAAUCCGAAUAUCAUCACCAACCGUAUCUGCGACCAAUUGACCAAUGUAUGCGAGGCCAACGACGCAGCCAAGUCCCUAUGCAAGGACGCCCAGUCUCAAAUCCAGGCCCUUGGCACACGAGACAAAUCUACCGCUGAUACUUGGAAUACGUUGUUGGGGUUCCAGGGCGCAGUGACGAAUCCGGACGGGGGCCCGGCUGAACCACCGGCUAAGAUGAGGAUGGUGAGGUCGUAUAGGGCAUGAACCAUGCAUGUCACAGUUGUUCCGAAAAGCCGUCCUUUUUGCGUGUGUGCUGGUGUGGUCAGAAAGGGGCCUUGCGGGGAAUCUUCUCGCCUACCUGAUGCCAGACACUCAAAGAAGAAAUUCGGACCAGACCGCGCAUAAGUCGUCGAGCAUGUUAUUCCAAACCGCGCAAGAUGGGUGCUCCGAGUCCCUACAACUAUAAGCGUCCAGGACAGUCACAAUAAGCCCUGCGUGGAAUGGAACAAAUCCGAGAGCUUACUUCGUACUAGCCAUGUAUUGUUAUGAAAUGAACAUGGAUGAUUUUUGACAAACCA
Molecule: messenger RNA, 2446 nt
Organism: Exophiala dermatitidis NIH/UT8656
Lineage: Eukaryota; Fungi; Ascomycota; Eurotiomycetes; Chaetothyriales; Herpotrichiellaceae
Exons: 2
Coding region: 927-2132 (401 amino acids)
Source: RefSeq, a predicted model, not a curated record